AUGCGACCGAAUUCUCCCUCCAGCGGCCAAUGGUAUGCUCCAAUCUCACCUCCCAAUCCCGGACUAACGCAACAGUCCAUCACCGUACCAGGCUCGGCUUUGCCAGGUAGGACACCUAUCUACAAGAAUGCAAAGUUCCCAGAUGCAGUGCUCGGCACAGACGACUACAAAGUGACCACCGCCUAUGAAGCAUUCGCACGCGGCCUUGCAAAGUCAGCCAAGCUCAAGUGUCUCGGCCACCGUCCUUACGACCCAGCAACAAAGACAUGGGGCAAGUACGUCUGGCAGACCUACGAGGAAGUUGCAAAGCGCAGGGACGCCAUUGGCUCGGGUAUCGUCAAGCUCCACGAGAACUCCCUCUCAGGCAAAACCUCUCAGUACUGUGUUGGUAUCUUCGCCAAGAACCGACCUGAAUGGACCAUCACAGAUCUCGGCUGUGCUUCCCAAAACCUUAUUUCUGUUGCCCUCUAUGAUACCCUCGGCGGCGACUCGACCCAGUACAUCGUCAACCACUGUGAGAUGGAGAUGAUCAUUUGCUCUCUCGACCACGUUGCACAACUCUUGGCUAUCAAGCACCAGAUGCCCAAGGUCAGAGUCAUUGUUACCAUGGACGAGCUCGACAGCGGCGAGGUAGCAGGUCACACAAAGGCCUCGCUCCUCCAAUCCUGGGGCAAGGAAAAGGAUGUCCAGAUUAUGAGCUUCAAGCAGCUCGAACAACUCGGCAACCAGUUCCCGCGUGCUCACAACAUGCCCAAGAUGGACGACAUCUGGACCAUCAACUACACGUCCGGCACAACAGGCAACCCCAAGGGUGCUAUGUUGCCUCACCACACAGUGCCAGCUUCUUCGCUUGCCUCUGGUGCAGCCACAGGCGCUGGACCCAAUGACAUUGCCUUCUCUGUACUGCCCCUGGCGCAUUGCUACCAACGCUCCAUCGACAAUGGUAUGCUUUACGCUGGUGGUGCUAUUGGCUACUCUCACGGUGAUAUUCUUGCCAUCGUUGAAGACAUGCAGCUGCUCAAGCCAAGCAUCUUCCCAUCCGUGCCACGUAUCCUCUCGCGUUUCGCCGCUGCCAUCCGAGCACAAACCAUCUAUGCCCCUGGUGUUGCUGGCGCCAUCUCCAGGACAGCAUUCGCUGCCAAGAAUGCAAAGAUUGAGGCAGGUGGCGACAACACGCACAUUUUGUGGGACCGUGUUUGGUGUGCCAAGAUUAAGAAGAUCUUUGGUGGUAACCUCAAGGUCAUUUCUUCCGGCUCUGCGCCCAUCUCGCACGACGACUACCGCUUCCUGCAGUGUGCACUGGGCUGCAGUAUUGUGAACGGUUACGGACUCACUGAAACCAACGCCACUGCUUGUGUUGCUCUGCCAAAAGAUUGCUCUGUUGGACACUGUGGUCCUCCUAUGGUUCUCAACGAGUUUUGCUUGCGUUCGGUGCCCUCCAUGAAUUACACCAUCGAGGACAAGCCCAACCCACGAGGAGAGCUUUGGAUUCGUGGACCCAAUCGAUUCCGCGAGUACCUCAAGGAUCCUGUCAAGACUGCCGAGGCUAUCACCGAGGAUGGAUGGUUCAUGACGGGCGACGUCUUCCAAGUGGAUUCCAUGGGCAGAUUCGGCAUGAUUGAUCGUGUCAAAAACUUCUUCAAGCUCGCUCAAGGCGAAUACGUCGCACCAGAGAAGAUCGAAAACUACUUGUUGAGUUCCCCGAUUGCUGCACAAAUCAUGGUGCACGGCAAUUCUGAGGAGUCAUACUUGGUUGCUAUUGCAGGUGUCAACCCAGAUGAGUUUGCACCUUGGGCGAGCAAGAUCCUCAACAGGCAAAUCAACCCAACCGAUAUUGAGGCCGUCAAGCAGGCGUGCCAGGAAAAGAAGGUGAAGGAUGCCUACCUCAAGAUUUGCGAGGCCAACAGCACAAAAGGUAAGCUCGCAGGCUUUGAGAAGAUCAAGCGUGUCUUUAUGACUGUCGAACCCUUCACGUUCGAAAAUGACCUCGUUACACCGACCAUGAAGGUCAAGCGUUCACAGGCCGCCAAAUUCUACAAGAAGGAGAUUGACGAGAUGUACGCAGAGAAGAUGGUGGAGAAGAUUGCCAAGCUGUAA
This is a messenger RNA of Protomyces lactucae-debilis, 2097 nucleotides long. RefSeq lists its product as uncharacterized. Gene Ontology annotation, biological process: long-chain fatty acid metabolic process. The record is from RefSeq and is a predicted model, not a curated record. The transcript has 2 exons. NCBI's taxonomy places the organism in Eukaryota, Fungi, Ascomycota, Taphrinomycetes, Taphrinales, Protomycetaceae. Gene Ontology annotation, cellular component: endoplasmic reticulum; membrane. Bases 1 to 2097 code for a protein of 698 amino acids. Gene Ontology annotation, molecular function: long-chain fatty acid-CoA ligase activity.